Messenger RNA from Drosophila persimilis, 9566 nucleotides. RefSeq names its product basement membrane-specific heparan sulfate proteoglycan core protein. The record is from RefSeq and is a predicted model, not a curated record. The transcript is spliced from 28 exons. Gene Ontology annotation, biological process: cell-cell adhesion. Lineage: Eukaryota; Metazoa; Arthropoda; Insecta; Diptera; Drosophilidae. Gene Ontology annotation, cellular component: cell-cell junction. Gene Ontology annotation, molecular function: cell adhesion molecule binding. The coding region runs from base 51 to 9566 and encodes 3171 amino acids.
CCAAAGUAAAAUCUAAGCCCCAAAAAAAUAAACGAAACCCCACACAAGCGAUGGGAUCAUCCGGAUCCCAGGCGUCCGCGUCCGUGUCCGGGAUCGCGACAGGACGGAUGUCGCUGCUGUUGCGCCUCCUAGCGGUGGCGCUAGUAAUGAAUGCCUGCCACAUGCCGCUGACCAAUGCCAAGCAAGUCUCGAACUUUGACGAUGACCUGGACUUUAUCCUUGCCGACGAGGUAUCCCUGCAGCCCAGCAGCAAGUUGGGCUCGGCGGCGGCACUUCAUGGAGGCGGCGGCGACUCCCUGCUGGACGACGACGAUGAGGGCCUCCUCGAGGACGAUGACCUGCCCCUCGCCGAGGUCCAGCAGGCGGCGGACGAGGAUGAGGGCAACUGGUUCAGCCAGGGCGUGCACCGUGUGCGUCGCUCCCUCUCCCGCAUCUUCGGCGGGGAUGGUGCUGCUGCCGCCGAAAAGACCCGCAAUCGUCGCGGGAUCAUUGAGCGGCAGCAGGAGCGUCGCCGUAGGGCCAGGGAGGAGCGGGAGCGGUCGAGGCUCGACCAGAAGCACCGGCUCCAGGAGCAGAAAGAGCGCCAGAAGGUGCUGAUGAAGCAAGUCCAACAGCAGCUGCACAAUCGUGCCACCGAACCCCGAAAGCGCGCUUCUGAGCUGUACGACGAAACGGAGGGCAGCUCCCCCGAUGUCGACGAGGAGACGAGCUUCUAUCGCACAUAUUUCACCAUUGCCGAGCCCUACACGGACGAGUUUGCGGACAGGAACAGCGAGGCCUUCCUCAAUCUGCAGAAGCUGCUCGAGGAGGAGAUCCGCAAGUUCUUUGUCACCACCGUCGAUGAUGAUGAGCUGGACAUCCGCAGUACCCUGCUGCGAGUCGAUCAAACGGAUGAUGGCUUCAAGGUGAACGUGAUGCUCCAACUGGAGCUGCCCAAUCGCAUCACAGAGUUCGAGGACCAACUGCGUGAACAGUUGACGACCUACAGUAGACUAGGACGAUUGGGUGCCUUUGCGGAUGAUGUCUUCUCCUUCGAGAAGGUUCAUGAGCCCACCGAUCCCAGCGAUCCCAGCGAUCCCAACGAGGAUCCACUUCCCCAUGAACCCACUGCCACGUCAGAGCCCGAUGUCGAGGGUUCCGGCCACAACAGCUGGAACACUGGUCCCAGCGAUGACUUGGGCUGUCGCGGCGAUGCCACCUUCAUCUGCCGCACUACCGGAACCACCAUCUGCGACGAGAUGCGAUGCGACGGCGUCUUCAAUUGUCAGAACGGCGAGGAUGAGGAGGAUUGUUAUCCCCAGACCAACAUCGCUACCAGUCCUGGCCUGGUUUGCACUGAAGAUCAGUUCAGAUGCGACUCCAUCUGCCUGCCUCUCGCGUACCGCUGCAACGGGCAAGUCGAGUGCCUGGAUGAGACCGACGAAGCUGGCUGCCCGCCGCCGCCGUACAGCAGCGGCGCGGACGCCAACCCUGGGUCCGGGGCACCCGCCGAUCGCGAACCAGAAGAAGAUUCAGAUACCGAGAAUCGAGAAACCGUAUCGCAACCAGAUCAAGAGCCAGAGCCAGAACCAGAGGCAACUCCAGACCCAGAUACAGGUCGAAAUGAAGUGUGGUCUCCGGAAUGCCAGCCGAAUGAGUACCGUUGCCGCAGUGGACAUUGCAUUGAUGCUGGAAAGCGCUGCGACUACCGCGUGGACUGUCCCGACGGCGAUGAUGAGAACGAAGAGUGCCCCGCCGCCUGCAGUGGCAUGGAGUACCAGUGCCGCGACGGCACGCGCUGCAUCAGCGUCAGCCAACAGUGCGACGGCCAGCCCGAUUGCAGCGACGGCGACGACGAAGAGCACUGCGACGGAAGUGGCUUUGGAGUCGAUGACGAUGAGCAGUGUCGGUUCGAUGAGUUCCGAUGCGGCACUGGUGAGUGCAUACCGAUGCGUCAGGUGUGCGAUAACAUAUACGAUUGCAACGAUUACACAGACGAGAUCGGCUGUGACCUCUCCAGCGAGGACGUUGGCGGGAUAGGCAUCGCCAUCGACCACCAUCGACCAACGCCCAAGGGUUGGGAUAACGAAGUGGUUUUGCCUGAGCUCGAGUACCUCCCGGUGGGUAGGUACAACAAGCCUGAUCCCCAGAACAAGUGCGCCUCCAAUCAGUUCCACUGCGUCAAUACGGACGUGUGCAUACCGCUGCACCUUCGAUGCGAUGGGUACUACCACUGCAACGACAUGAGCGACGAGGCGGACUGUGAGCGUUACCAGCCGCCACCCAAGACGCGGAGGCCGCCAACGAUCAGAGUCACCACACGGUCGCCGUGGGACUUCUCCCCCGAUUCGCUGGAGCGGCGCACAACUGAGGGAGGACCAAGAGGAGGAGUAACGAUACGACCAACGUCACCCACUGCUACUGCCACUGCCACUGCCACCACCACUAACCCAAUAACAACUACCUCCUCAACAGCAACAACGAUAGCGAGCUGUGCCUCCAAUCAAUUCCGUUGCCAUAACGGCGACUGUGUGCCUUAUUCGUCCACCUGCGAUGGCAUACCACAGUGCCGCGAUGGUUCCGAUGAGCUGGAGUGCGGCGGCUCCCUAGAGUGCCUGCCGAGCCAAUUCCGUUGCAACAACGGCCAGUGCGUGAGCGCCACGGUGCGAUGCAACGGCAAGACCGACUGCCAGGACAGUUCCGACGAGCAGAAUUGCGCCAACGAGCCAGGCCGCACCACCAGUCAAUUGAAUCUCAAGACCUAUCCCGAUAGCCAGAUCAUCAAGGAGCGAUAUAUUAGGGAGGGUCGCGAGGUGAUAUUCCGUUGCCGUGACGAAGGACCAUUCCGCGCCAAGGUCCGUUGGACGCGACCCGGCGGCCAGCCACUGCCCCCAGGCUUCACCGACCGGAGCGGACGCUUGGAGAUACCCAAUAUACGCCUGGAGGACUCUGGCACCUAUGUGUGCGAGGCUGUCGGCUAUCCCAGCUACCAGCAGGGACAGCAGGUCACCGUUCACCUCACCGUCGAACGCUAUAAUGACUUGGGUGCCCGUCCGAGCACAGCCUGCAGCCAGUACCAGGCCACGUGCAUGAACGGCGACUGCAUCGACAAGAGUAACAUCUGCGACGGCAUUCCGCACUGCUCGGACGGAUCGGAUGAGCACAGCUGCAGCCACGGACGCAAGUGCCAGCCGAAUCAGUUCCUCUGCAACAACUCCAAGUGCGUGGACCGCACCUGGCGCUGCGAUGGCGAGAACGACUGUGGCGACAACUCCGAUGAGGCCUCUUGCGAUCCCGAGCCCAGCGGUGCCCCUUGCCGUUUUAGCGAGUUCCAGUGCCGUAGCGGCCACUGCAUACCGAAGAGCUUCCAGUGCGACGAGGUUUCCGACUGUUCCGAUGGCAGUGAUGAGGUCGGCUGCAUGGAACCCGUGCCCAUUCGUCCUCCGCCACCAGUGAAGGGUCUGCUCGAGGGCGAGUCCCUCGAUCUGACAUGCGUUGCCACCGGAACACCCAUACCGACAAUCGUGUGGCGCCUCAACUGGGGCCAUGUGCCCGAGAAAUGCGAAUCAAAGAGCUUCGCUGGCACUGGCACCCUCCACUGCCCGGACAUGCAGGUGCAGGACAGCGGUGCCUACUCCUGCGAGAUCAUCAACUCCCGCGGCACGCACUUUGUCACUCCGGACACAAUUGUGACGGUCACACCGAAUAGGAAUCAGUUCUGCGAGGCCGGGUUCUUCAACAUGCUCGCACGCUCCGAGGAGGAGUGCAUCAAGUGCUUCUGCUUCGGGGUGGCCAGCACCUGCGAGAGCGCCAAUCUCUUCUCUUACGCCAUCCAGCCGCCGAUCCUGUCGCAUCGCGUGGUCAGCGUGGAGCUCAGUCCCUAUCGCCAGAUCGUGAUCAAUGAGGCAACCAGCGGACAGGACCUGCUCACCCUCCACCAUGGCGUCCAGUUCCGUGCCUCGAACGUCCACUAUGGCGGUCGGGAGACCCCCUAUCUGGCGCUGCCCAGCGACUACAUGGGGAGCCAGCUCAAGUCCUACGGCGGCAAUCUGCGCUACGAGGUCAGCUACAUGGGCAGCGGACGACCAGUGUCCGGCCCAGAUGUGAUCAUCACCGGCAACCGAUUCACCCUCACCCACCGCGUGCGCACCCUGCCGGGGCAGAACAACAAGGUGAGUGUGCCCCUGCUCCCAGGUGGCUGGCAAAAGCCUGACGGGCGCAAGGCCACCCGCGAGGAGAUCAUGAUGAUUCUAGCCAACGUCGACAACAUCCUCAUCCGCCUGGGCUACCUGGAUAGCGUCGCCCGCGAGGUGGACCUGAUCAACAUCUCCCUCGACUCGGCCGGCACCGUCGACCAGGGCCUGGGCAGCGCCUCCCUCGUGGAGAAGUGCACAUGCCCGCCCGGCUAUGUGGGCGACUCCUGUGAGAGCUGUGCCCCCGGAUAUGUGCGCCAGCCAGGAGGCGCCUGGCUGGGCCACUGUGUGCCCUUCACCCCCGAACCGUGCCCCGCAGGCACAUACGGUGACCCGCGGCGCGGAAUCCCCUGCCGCGACUGCCCCUGUCCCCAGAGCGGCAGCAACAACUUUGCCAGCGGCUGCCAGCUCCGUCCCGACGGAGAAGUGCUCUGCAACUGCUUUGAGGGCUACGCGGGCAAACGAUGCGAGAGCUGCGCCGCCGGUUACCAGGGCAACCCCCUGGCCCCGGGCGGCAGCUGCCACAAGACCCCAGAGUCGUCGUGCAACGUGGACGGCACCUACAGCAUAUAUGCCGACGGCAGCUGCCAUUGCAAGGAUCGCGUCAUCGGCGAGCACUGCGACAGCUGUGCCCCCAAUAGCUUCCACUUGAACUCGUUCACGUACACUGGCUGCAUCGAGUGCUUCUGCAGCGGCCACCAGGUGGGAUGCGGCAGCACCACCUGGAACCGUGAUCAGGUGACCAGCAGUUUCGGCCGCACCCGGGCACCCCAUGGCUUCGAGCUGGUGCGCGACUACACACGUCCCACGGCCCAGAGCCUGGAGAUUGCCACCUACGGAUCCGAGCUAAGCUUCAAUGCCGAAGGGGAGCACGGGGCGGACACACUCUACUGGAGCCUACCGGCCGUCUUUCUGGGCAACAAACUGGUCUCGUACGGUGGCAAGUUGAGCUACACCCUCAGCUACAGCCCCCUGCCAGGCGGCCAGAUGUCACGCAACAGUGCCCCCGAUGUGGUAAUCAAGAGCGGCGAGGAUCUACUGCUCAUCCACUACCGCAAAUCCCCGGUUAGCCCUACGACGGCCAGCUCGUACUCGGUGGAGAUCAAAGAAAGUGCCUGGCAGCGCGGCGACGGACAGUUCGCCAAUCGCGAGCACACCCUGAUGGCCCUCAGCAACAUCACGGCCAUCUACAUCAAGGCCACUUACACGACCAGCACUAAGGAAGGUGCUCUUAAGCAGGUGUCCCUAGACACGGCCACCGCCACACCGCUGGGCACACAGCGUGCAUACGAGGUUGAGGAGUGCCGCUGCCCCACCGGCUACAUUGGACUCUCCUGCGAGACCUGUGCCCCUGGCUACAAGCGCGAUGACGUCUCUGGCCUCUAUCUGGGUCUCUGCGAGCCCUGUGAAUGCAACGGGCACUCGACCCAAUGCGAUGCCGAGUCCGGCGAUUGUAUAAACUGCUCGGACAAUACGGAAGGACCUAACUGCGAUCGUUGUGCUGCUGGAUAUGUGGGCGACGCCACUGGCGGCACCCCAUACGACUGCCAGCCGGAUGGAGGGGACCCACAGCCACCGUACCGCCCUUUGGAGCCGGGCAACCAGACGAGCGACUGCAGCAGCUGGUGCCAGGCGGAGGGAACGGUCAACUGCCAGGGCAACUACUGCUACUGCAAGCCGAAUGUGAACGGGGAUCGGUGCGACCAGUGCCGACCAGGAACCUACGGUCUGUCUGCGGCCAAUCCGGAUGGUUGCAAGGAGUGCUACUGCUCCGGACAGUCGACACAGUGCCGCUCGGCGCCACUCUACCGACAGCUGAUACCCGUGGACUUCUUCAAGAAUCCCCCGCUGCUGACGGACGAGACCGGGGAGAUCCAGGAUGAGAAUAACCUCGACUUUGAUGUGGCCACCAAUAUGUACACGUACUCGCACCCCUCCUACCUGCCAAAGUACUGGAGCCUGCGCGGCAGUGUGCUGGGCAACCAGCUGCACUCCUACGGCGGCGAACUGCAGUACAAACUGCGAGUGGAGUCGUACGGCCGCUAUGAGCCCGGCCAGGAUGUUAUUCUUAUCGGCAACGGUCUGACGCUGAUCUGGUCGCUCAAUCAGGAGUCGCCGGACGGCCUCCACAGGGUCCGCCUGAACGAGGACGGUCAGUGGCAGCGCAAGGAUCGCGGGCGCACUGUACCCGCCACCCGCAGUGACUUCAUGACCGUCCUCUCCGACCUUGAGCACAUCCUGAUCCGUGCCACGCCUAAGGUGCCCACCACCCGCACCUCCAUCGGCGACGUCAUCCUCGAGUCCGCCGUCACCUACGCCUCCCCCGGCCAUGGCCAAGCUGCCACCGACAUUGAGCUUUGUCAGUGCCCUGCCGGGUAUACUGGAAACUCAUGCGAGUCCUGUGCCCCGCUCCACUACCGCGACGCCGACGGCGCCUGCCGGUUGUGCCCCUGCGAUGCGGACAAUAGCGAUGGCUGCCGUCUGGGCAGCAAUGGCUACCCUGAGUGCCAGUGCAAGCCCCGAUUCAAGGGUGAACUCUGUCGGGAAAUCGACACAUCGCCCAUUAUCGAAGAACCACCCAAGAUAUGUGAUAUAAGCAGGGGAUUUUGUUGCAGCGGCUUUUGGUUCAAUAUUGCGCCCAACGAGACAAUCUCGUUCAAUGACACCCUCCAGAUAUAUAAAGACAACAGAAUCAUAGGAAAUAUAACCAAGCUGCGAUACGGCUGUCACUUGAGAGACACAGGCAACGAGCCCGAACAGGAACCGGAAGAGCCGGAAGAUAAUGGACGCACCCAGAUCAUUGUGUCGAUAGCCAGGCCCCAGAUCACGAUUGUGCCCGUAGGAGGAUCUCUCACACUCAGCUGCAGUGGUCACAUGCGAUGGAACAAUGAUCCCGUGGUCGUCAGCUGGUACAAACAGAACAGCCGUCUGCCCGAAGAUUCCGAAGUGGAGGGAGGAGUUCUGCAUUUGUACAACCUGCAGAUUACCGACUCCGGCAUCUAUGUCUGCCAUGCCGAAAACAAUGAGACAAUGCACGUGUACCAGGACACCGUCUCCGUCACCAUAUCACAGGAAGGCCAGCGCUCGCCGGCCCGAAUUGUGGACCUGCCCAACCAUGUUACCUUUGAGGAGUACCAGCCGAACGAGAUCAACUGCGAGGUGGAGGGCAAUCCCACGCCUUCUGUGACCUGGACACGCAUCGACGGACAGGCCGAUGCCCAGACUCGCACCGACGGCACCCACUUGAUCUUUGACUCGCCACGCAAAUCUGACGAAGGACGGUACCGCUGCCAGGCGGAGAACAGCCUCAAUCGCGAUGAGAAAUACGUCCACGUCUACGUCCAGAGCAGUGCCCCGCCAUCGCCGCCUCCUCGCGAACGCGUCUACAUCCAGCCGGAGGAGUACAACGGAGUAGAGGGCGACACCUUCCGCUUGACCUGUCAGUCGACCAGCGGCGCCAAUCUGCACUACGAGUGGUCCCUCAAUGGCUAUCCCUUGAGCGGUCAGCGCAACAUCAUUGUCAGCGGCAAUGUGCUUGAGGUGCGCGACUCCAGUGUCCGUGACUCGGGUACCUAUACCUGUGGCGCCUACGAUCUCCGCACCCAUCGAAACUACACCGAAGAUGCUCGCGUCUACAUCGAGCGUCACGAUCUGCCACCCACCGAUGAUAGUUCAAGUCCCGUGAUUGUGCGACUUCAAGAGCUGAUCACCAUCGAGCAGGGCCGCGACUACAGCAUCACCUGCGAGGCCAGCGGCACUCCGUAUCCCUCGAUCAAGUGGACCAAGGUGCACGACCAUCUGGCCACCAAUGUCCAUGUCAGCGGUAAUGUGCUGAGCAUCUACGAUGCCCGGCCCGAGAACCGGGGCCCUUACUCCUGCAUAGCCGAGAACAUACACGGCUCCGAUCAGUCCAGUACAAAUAUCGACAUUGAACCCCGGGAGCGGCCGAGCGUUAAGAUCGAGUCACCAUCCCUGCAGACCCACUCGGUCGGCUCCCAGGCGUCGCUCUAUUGUCGUGCCAAUGGCAUACCAGAGCCCCAAGUGCAGUGGGUCCGCGUCGAUGGCACACCGCUCUCGCCGCGCCACAAGGAGAUGGGACGCGGCUAUGUUGUCAUUGAUGACAUUCAAAUUGCCGAUGCCGGGGCAUACGAGUGCAGGGCCGAGAAUCAGGUCGGCAAGGCCUCUGGUACGGCCUCACUGCGCGUGGUGGAGGCCCCAUUGGUUGUCAUUAAGCCCGACCAACAGAUCAUACGUCUUACCGACGGCGACGAACUGAAUUUGGAGUGCAUAGCCAGUGGCUAUCCCAAUCCCAGUGUCCAGUGGAGCCCCAAGGGCCAAGAGCCCGAGACAGAGACCAGUCUAGGCGUGAAUCGUGAUCUUGUGAGCAAUACGGCCUACCUGAAGAUCUAUCGCGUCAGCCUCUCUGAUGCUGGCAUCUACACCUGCUCGGGCGUCAAUGAGGCCGGCAAUGACGAGCGCAGCGUUCGAGUGGAUAUUCAGCCGAAACGCGGAGACAUCAGUGAUAAUGAUGGCGAUGUGGAUCAUGGACCCUACCAAACCGACUACCCACCGCCACCAGCCCGAACAGGGCAGCCCCAACGCUUACGCACCAACAUCGGCGAGAAUGUGACCCUCACAUGCGACCUUGGCCCCUAUGUCACACGUUGGGUGCGUGUCGAUGGCCGCCCCCUGCCCUCGAAUGCCUACACCGAGCGCAAUAGCCUAGUGAUCAUAUAUGUGCAUGAGCAGAACCUCGGCCAGUACCGAUGCAAUGCGUACGAUAACAAUGAUGUGGUUACGUAUGUGGUAAGGGAACUGGUGCUGCUGCCGCUGCCACAGAUCACCUUCCAGCCUAAGAUUCCACUGCGUGUCGAUGCUGGCGAGAAUGUGGAGAUCUAUUGCGAAGUGACCAAUGCCCAGCCAGAAGAUGUGCACUGGGCCACCGACAAUAACCGACCACUGUCAGAUUCUGUGCGCAUCGAUGGCCAAAUGCUGCGCUUCAUGUCGAUCGCACCUGCCGAUGCCGGCGGCUAUCGCUGCACGGCUACCAAUUACUAUGGCAACACCACCAAGACCGCCCAGGUGGUGGUCAAUCCACCGACCGAAUAUGAGCAGGUGCCACAAUCCGAGGUGCAUCAGCGUCGCGAGGGCGAAAACAUCCAGUUGCGCUGCAGCGCCACCGUACACGGGGAAGAGCGCGGCAACCUUCAGUUUGAAUGGUAUCGCCAGGAUGGCCGCCCCUUACCGAAUGGCGCCCGUCGUGACAGUCAGGUCCUCGUGCUGACCACGCUCCGGCCUCAGGAUGCGGGUCGCUACAUCUGCGACGUUUACGAUCAUGCGAGUGGGCAGCGUCUGCCUGCCACCGCCGUCGAUUUGCAAGUACACCGUGAGUAA